AUGGCCACCGCGUCAGUUCACUCACUUAUAUCUAACGAGAAGCUGGGUGCAAACAUCCCGGCCGUGCCUGCAUCGCUGCAUAUUAUUCACCCCAUACCGCAGACCAGGUACGAGUCUGACGAGGAGGAGGAAUCAGAACUAGAUAUACCCGCUACCCGUGAAGAUCAGUCGUUCUCAACACCAAAUGCAGACUGUGAUAUUGUGAUAGGCAGCCGUGCGACGACAGAUCACGCUGAGGACAGUUUCGAGUUGACCAUGCCUCUAUCCGAAGAGCAGCAGAAGAUGCAACAUCGACGACAGGGGCUAACAGAAGUCCCCAAACGCUCGUCGGUGUACACUGUCAGGCGUAUAAGUGGAUUGACACUUCUGCCUCCGCUGCAGACUUCCCCCGAACAAUUGCAACAGCAUGAACAACAGAGAAACCCCAGCAGAUCAAGAAGUCCAUCUGCAACACCACGAACUAGAGCGGAAAGGCCAGCAACCAUGAUAUUCGAACAGGAAGAAUUCGAAGACCCCAUCUACUCCGAUCAAACCUCGGAGUACGAUGCUGAAAGUCUCAUUGACAGUGACCUGGGCGAUGAUACGGAUGUCGACAUCCAAGAUGGAGGGCCGAUCCACGAGUCCUUCUUCGUUGCUACUCCGAUAACAUAUCAUCUGCCCAAGAGUAGGCCCAGUUUGGUCUCUAUCUCCCCUCCGCCAUCACGGUCUGGCCGCUCACCUCAGCCCCAGGCCCAACCGCAGGUUGAAGAGCAGAGUCCCCGAGCACAGAAGAAGCAGAAGAAGCAGAGUGUCUUGGUCUCCCUGGAACGGACAGACCCGGCCUUCAAGCGGAAUUCUAGCACGAGCAGCAGCAUCAAGAGGAGUCUUCAGCACCUAAAAGUCAAGACGAGUGAUUCACGACGGGGGUCAGCAUACAUCUCUACUGAGCCGACUCCAGUACUCCCGUCCGCUGCUAUGAACGCAAGCCCUACCAUCUCGCCCAUGUCUGCAACCUCACCUCCUGACUCUGCCAAAUUCUUCACUGAGCCCAAGAAGCACAAGCAUGCUCCCUCUGACACUGGCCGACGACGCUCUCUCGUCCCCAAUCAGCUACGAAGCGGAAGACGAAAUGCAUUUGAACAGCAAACUCCUCCGCCAACCGAUUUUGAAGCACCAUCAUCACAGAAGAACGAUAAUAAUAAUAUUAAUAUACAGACUGAGCCCCAACAAACACAAAAUCAGGGCCACCGACGACGAGCAACGGAGAAACUACCAACUUUUAAUAAAGUGGCAUGGACACCUGCCUCACCUCCGUCGUCUCCAGGAUAUAAUAACUCUGCACCAUCUAAUUAUAGUCACCAUCCAGCGCUGCAAAGAUUGCCUAUUUCUCCAGUUCCCGACCCAAUACCGUCUCCGGGUCUUCGCAAAACAAGGACCAUGCAGGUCCCUCCCCCUAAUAAUUCACUAGAUCAGCUAAAUGUCCCUCGCACUCGAGCCCGCACCCGCUCCAUCAGCAGCAUAGCCAGCAACGCCAGCAAGUUCAGCCUUCCGGCCUUCGACAGCGCAUCCCUCAAGGCCAUUGCGCAGAAGUACCAAAACCGAACAACCUCGCCGACCCCUUCAGCCUCGUCCAACCUUCGACCAGCUACUAUUGCCGACAGCGACCGUCGCCCAUCGGACUGUGGUAGCAUCAUGUCCGACCGACCCAGCAUACCGUUAUCCCGCCACAACAAGUUCCUUCGAACAAUGUCAACCACGAAUCUCAGCAUGCUUACAAGCGCACAAGACACGAUUAACGAAGACACCAUGGGCGGGCCCUACCAAAGCAAAGCACCCGGUAGUAGCUUAGGACGAAAAUCCAAGCGUUAUUCCACUACCUCGAAGGCAAGCGUCAGCACCGGCAGGUCUAGCAGCACCAGCAGCAACUACAACACUAGCAGCACGCACAUUCGGUCGAAGAGCAUGAAAUGGCUCCAGGGUACGAGCGAGAGUAUGUCACUUGCCGGAAACAAGCUCGGUUCCAUUCUGAAGAAGAAGUCCGUGGCCCUGCCAACGACUUCUUAA
Molecule: messenger RNA, 2043 nt
Organism: Nannizzia gypsea CBS 118893
Lineage: Eukaryota; Fungi; Ascomycota; Eurotiomycetes; Onygenales; Arthrodermataceae
Exons: 1
Coding region: 1-2043 (680 amino acids)
Source: RefSeq, a predicted model, not a curated record